Molecule: messenger RNA, 372 nt
Organism: Cryptomeria japonica (Japanese cedar)
Lineage: Eukaryota; Viridiplantae; Streptophyta; Pinopsida; Cupressales; Cupressaceae
Product: NEP1-interacting protein-like 1
Exons: 2
Coding region: 1-372 (123 amino acids)
Source: RefSeq, a predicted model, not a curated record
AUGGAGAGGCAGAGGGAGAGAGAGAUGAGAGAUGUGAUAGAAGGCCUACCUGCAAUAAAAAUUUCAGAAAAUCUUCUUAAUGAAAUUGCCGUGUGUUCGAUUUAUUUAUCCGAUUUUGAAGUGGCAGAAGAGGCAUGCCAUUUGCGUUGCCAUGAAAACCACACAUUUCACAGGGAAUGUAUUGAAGAAUGGCUCAAGGGACAAAAUCAGUGUCCGAGUUGCAGGCGGCCAGCAUACAGGUGGACAUAUUGUAGGGAAGCGGUUGGAGAUGGAGAGAUGGGCAGAAGUGCGAACUGGAGGAACAAGCUCUGCAUGAACGGCAAAAAUGAUUUAAUCUCUCUGCUCUGCGUGAAGGGCGAAAACCUGGCGUGA